UAGUAAAACGCGUACUGUUAUCAAUUUUAUGCAGCUCUAAACUUGGCUACGUCUUUGAGGAAGUGAGAACUUAACCGUAAUAAUGGCUUAUAGUCAAAGUGUGAAUGAAGAGAUAUCUGAUGUCUUGAAUGAGCUGUGGAGGCUGGAUACUAACCGUCUCAAGCCUGGGAAGGAUUACGCCAUCUCAACACAGGGAAGAGCAGGCUAUGUGGCCCAUGGGAGUAACCAGGCCAGAGACAGAGCAAGAGAGCCACUGUUCUCAUUCGUAGAUGAGGACAAGCUGAGGACCAUUGAGACUUAUGCUCACUUCAUCAACCUCCUGGACAACUAUGAGAUGUCCACGGGUGUAGCAGAGACUGUCACCUCGCAGGAGAUGAUGGAGAACCAUCUCUUUCUGGAUGCUGUCCUUCAAACUGAGGUCAUGAAGUGUGCCCACAGAUACUUGGUCAGGAAGGGACAAGCCUCUUCAGAUGCUGCGCAGUUCAAGAAACAGCUGUUUGACAUUUGGUUUCGCCUCUACCAUCGAGACAGAAGUGGCGGGCAGGAUUCCUGCGGGUUUGAGCAUGUGUUUGUCGGAGAGACCAAGCACGGGAAGGAGAUCAUGGGUCUGCAUAACUGGGUCCAGUUUUACUUGCAGGAGAAACAUGGCCACGUUGACUACAAGGGCUAUAAAGCCAGGGGCAAUAAGGACACACCUGACGAGGACGACCAUGUCCUGAACCUGCAGUUCAGCUGGAAGGGCCUGGUCAAGCCAGUGGGCAGCUCCUUCAUUGGGGUCAGUCCUGAAUUUGAGGUGGCUCUCUACACGCUGGUCUUCCUCGUGUCCAAUGAGAAGGUCACCAAAGUGAUGGUGAAGGUGGACGAGUACGUACUGGAGGUGAUCGUGUGCAGGUAUGGCUACUCUAUUGGGACAUCCUAUCCCAAGAUGCUCAGCAGCAAUGACAGGGAUUAGCAUGUGGCCCCUCGGCUAAGAGCCCAUCCACUAAUAUCGUUUUCAAAACGUUUCAUUUUGUGGGUGAACCCUAAAGUACACGUGAAAACAGAAACAGAGGAAGAAAAACAACUACAUCAUCUGCAGAAGUUAUAAUAAGUAACAUGGGGCAAUUGAGCUGGAUACUGAGUGUAGAAAUAGAGAACUAUUAUGUCGAGGGCUGAGAACCAAAGGGGCGUAAGUGACAUUUUGGUCAAAAUUGAGUUAUAUAUAUCACCGGAAAGCUCUUGAUGAGCUCUCUUAGCUGACAAAAUUAUAGAAGUAAAAUAUUUAUAAAUAGUUAUUGAACAAAAAACAAAGGUCUUUAACAUGUGAACAUAUAGAGGCAGUUAGAUUUGGCUCUCCUGUAAAGUUGGUGAAAUGUCACUUACGGCCCUUUGGUUCUCAGCCCUCGAUGUGUCAAAUAUUUUGUUUGUUUGUUUGAAAUUGCAUUUAUGCCUGAAUUUACAGGCUGUCCAACAUAAACACACAUUAUUAUAACCACAUCUGAAGAGCAGAUGUCUCCGCUAAAACCAAGGGGCAGUUUCACUGGCCUUCUGAUACUGUAUGCAAACAUUUGGCUUGGGAAUUUGAAUUGGGCUUGGGAGGCUUUAUAUUCUUAGCCUGAUAAGUGCAAAACACUAUGUGCCACUGUAUGGUAGGUAAGGGAUAAUGGAUGACACAGUGUUUGGAUACCCAAACGCCUCUUAAGUAAAUCCAUAAAUAAAUAAAAUGUUAAUUGCACAUUACAUAUUUGUUACUUUAUGUAAGAGAUGCCCAGAUCAGUUGAUCAUUUUGUACUGUUGAUACAACUGUACCUUUUGUACUUACAGUAUUACAUUCAAUGUUAUUUAUCUUUCAUAGUCAACAUUUAGUAGCUUCCACAUGAUUUGAUAAGUGACUUUGUUAAUGGUUUUGUUUUUUAAGUUUAAUUUGUUUGUGUUAAUGCAUGUUCAUAAAACUGGAGACAUUGUAUUGACAAGUGAGACAUUGAGGAGGAACUCUCUGAAUAAAAUGUGCCAUAAUCCUUGCAGUAAAAUAGCCCCCUGGUUGUGCUUA
Messenger RNA from Sardina pilchardus (European sardine), 2029 nucleotides. RefSeq names its product Poly(U)-specific endoribonuclease-C-like. NCBI's taxonomy places the organism in Eukaryota, Metazoa, Chordata, Actinopteri, Clupeiformes, Clupeidae. The record is from RefSeq and is a predicted model, not a curated record. The coding region runs from base 83 to 952 and encodes 289 amino acids. Gene Ontology annotation, molecular function: RNA endonuclease activity. The transcript has 7 exons.